AUGGCUUUUGUUCACUGCUGGUCUGAAGAGUGCACCAAAUCCAAACUAGACUUGUUCCAAAUAGCCGCUACGCAGGUCAGCAUUGAGAAAAGCAUCUACAUCGACGUGCCGCCUCUAGCGGCUGUUAUGGAGUCUGCCCCCAUUGACUUUUUUAUAGCAGGGAAUGGCAUAGAUUAUAUGGAUUUAAACAACACGCUGCUGUACCUGUGUUGCAAGAUUGUAAAAGGAGAUGGAACUGAACUUGACAGGGACGCCGAGGUGGGCCUGGCAAAUUACCCCAGGGCCUCUAUUUUCAGUCAGUUGGUUAUCACGCUGGGAGACUGCCUCAUAUGCCAAAGCAACAACUGUUACCCUUACAGGGCCUUUAUAGAAUCAGUGCUCAGUUACAGCAAUGACACCCUCGCCAUGCAAUUUUCCGCCGGCCUGUUCUACAAAGACACUGCCAGACAACACAAAGAAACGGAGUUGGAUGGAGGAAAUCUCGGGUUUGUGAGGCAGGCAAAGCUGAUGGCCCACAGCAGGAUGGUAGAGUUGCUGGAUCAUCUACACAGCGACCUGUUUUUUCAAGAAAAACUUUUGUUGAAUGGAGUAGAAGUGAAAAUUAAACUGACGCGCAGUAAAGAUGUUUUCUGCUUAAUGGGCAGUGCGGCCAAAGGCUUUAAAUUGCACACUGUAUCAGCAUCCCUUUUUGUGAAGAAAGUACGGGUGUUCCCGAGUGUCCGUUUGGGGCAUGCGGAGGCCCUGCUUACUGCUAAUGCUAAAUACCCCAUGGACCAUGUGGGAAUGAAAGUGUUGAGCAUCCCCGUGGGCAGUAGGGUCAGUAACCAGGAGAACCUGUUGCUUGUCCUAGGUUUUGUGGAUAAUGAUGCCUUUAGCAGAAGUUGCGCUAAAAAUCCCUUUCAUUUUAAACUUUACAAUAUUAAUUUUGUGGCCUUGUAUGUGGAUGGUGAACAGAUACCAACCAAGCCUCUGCAACCAGACUUCAAGGCAGGACGCUGUGUGAGAGAAUACAUGAAUCUGGUACAGACGGCUGGUAAACACAUGCAAGAUCAUUCCCUGUUAAUCUACCAUGAGGAGUUUGCACAGGGUUACACCUUGUUUGCCUUUGACCUGAUUAAAACCCGGAACCUGAGAACAGAAAUACGUUUUGGGAAGGCUUUAACGGUUAGCAUCAAUAUGAUCGUGUAUGGGGUUUUUGAUAAUGUCAUAGAGAUAAAUCAGAGGAGAAAUGUUCUGUUUGACUACAUGUGA
Dermochelys coriacea (leatherback sea turtle) is the source of this 1251-nucleotide messenger RNA. RefSeq lists its product as uncharacterized. Lineage: Eukaryota; Metazoa; Chordata; Testudines; Dermochelyidae. The record is from RefSeq and is a predicted model, not a curated record. The coding region runs from base 1 to 1251 and encodes 416 amino acids. The transcript has a single exon.